Molecule: messenger RNA, 637 nt
Organism: Spirometra erinaceieuropaei
Lineage: Eukaryota; Metazoa; Platyhelminthes; Cestoda; Diphyllobothriidea; Diphyllobothriidae
Source: the annotation of a GenBank genome assembly
AUGGUAGGAGGUGCAGAAACCGCUGCAGUGCAUGUUGAGGCCAUGAAGGAGGAUGGUAGUGGGGGUUCAGGAGUGCGGUUAGUGCUGGUUGUCGACGUGGAGGCCGAGGAGGAGGUGAGCGGGAAGACAUUGGGUAGUGUCGUCUGGGUGUUGCAGUUGAUUCGAAGAUGCCCAAUUAGACGGCUGGUGGCCGGAACGCUCGUUGACAUCGUGGACACGUCGGGGCGGUCGAGCUUUGGCGUUGCGACAUGGGAGCAGUUGAGAUUUACUACCUUCACGUUGGGCUUUGGCGUCCCUGACGCGUUUGACUUAGUAGAUUGCUGCGCCUGUCUUCGUCGCUCUCCUCCAGGCAGGGUCGGUCCCGAGCAAGGUUUUCCUAAUUGGACGGGUUGAUUUGCAGGCGCCUCAAGGAAUCCUUCAGGAUAUCCCUGUACCGCCGGACUUGGCCUCCUUGUCGGCGGGAACCCGUGGCGACUUCUCCAUAGAAGAGUUGCUUAUGAAACCGCUCCUCUUCCAUGCGCACCAGAUGGCCGCUCCAGCGCAGUUGAAGUUGUCUCAGCACGGUGCAGAUGCUGAGGAUUCCCGUCCACACCAUUGCGUCCGUGUCCAGGACCCAGUCCUGCCACCUCAGCUUUAG